UUAAUAUUUGCAGCACAAAAAAAGAAAAGAAAAGAAAGAAACAGAAGAUGAGGAGGGUGAAGGUGCAGUUGCCAAGAAGAGGGGAACUGCUGCUCUGCACAGGAAAGAAGGAAGCAACAAGGCUCAAGAGGUCAGCAGCGCAGAACUACACUUCCCAGGAGGCAGGAGGGGCUGGCGCAGGCGCAGUGAGCACCUCCAGCAUGGCUACGGUCCUGUCGCGGGCGCUGAAGCUGCCAGGCAAAAAGAGCCCAGAUCUUGGGGAAUAUGAUCCUCUCACCCAGGCUGACAGUGAUGAAAGUGAAGAUGAUUUGGUCCUCAACUUGCAGAAGAAUGGUGGAGUCAAAAAUGGAAAGAGUUCCCUGGGGGAAAUGCAAGAUGUGGACUCAGAUGUGGAAGUUGGGAUGACAAAGCAGCACCUGUCGGAGGGGGUGGUAGAGGAAUAUUCUAAUGAGGCUACCAAUAUCCUGGAGCAGAAGACAACUAACUCCUUAAUGCCUUACUUCCGCACAGCCAUCUUUUUGCUCACGGUGGUGGUUUCCAUGAUCCUUGUGCUGGUGUGUGCUUUCCUCAUUCCCUGUCCUGCCAGAGACUUGCAUAACACUUGGAUUCGCAACUUGGGUCAGGAGGCAGGUGGAGUGCUGUUUUCACCAGAACUUUUUGAUGUAAAUGGUGAUGGCCUUCCUGACAUCCUGCUGUCCUUUACAGCUCUGAAAAAUGCCAGUGUGCAGGGUGUCUCUCAGCCAUGGGUAACAGUGAUGGCCCUUUCGGGUAUGAAUGGCACCAUCCUGUGGUCCAGUCAUGUUAAAGAGGAGAUUCGAAGUGUGCAAUGUAAAGGUUUGAAUCUUAUGUCCUCAACAGAGCCUGUCUGCCUCAUUACUGGGACCUCUAAAUUUCUCAGCCUUUUGAGUGCCUCCUCAGGAAAACCAGUUUGGACCCUUGAUUCAUUCCAUCUGCCCAGUGGAACCUUGGCAGCUCCAGCUGUUACUGUACCUGACAUUGAUGGAGACAGGGUCAGUGAUUUGGUGGUCCUGGCUAUUGGAGAAACACAGCCAGACUUAUGCUUCAUCUUGGUGUCUGGUAAAACUGGAAACCCUGUGGGAGGGCCAGUGAAGUACAGUAUAAAUGGAAAUGGAAAAUUGAUUGGCCCUCAGGCUCACAUCACCAGCCAUGGAGCAGUCUACAUCCUCUUUGGCUUUGGUAAUGUCCAAGCAGUUGCCCUGCGUGAUAUCUUUGCUCAGGCUAGAAACCGUGACAGCUUCCCACCAGUGCUGCAGCGAGAAGAGCCUGAAUGGGAAAAGCGCCGCUCAGUCAAUUUGUCAGAGCUUAUUGACAUUUAUAGUGGUGGUGUUGAGUUCCUACAGGCAGUAAAAUCUCCAGAGGGCAACUGCAGUGACCUCCUCAUCACUACUGAUCAUGGUUUGACAUUACUGAGAGGACAGGACUUGGAGCCUCGCUGGACUCUGAAACAGCCGGACAUUGACAGCCAACCUUCCCCAGGGUACUUCAGCAAUGAUCAAAUCCUGGACUUUAUGCUUCAGGCACAGAGUGCAGGCAACAUUACCAAAAAGCUGCUAGUGGUGGAUGGUAAAUCAGGUCUCCCUGUCUGGAACUAUGAGCUGCCCUGUCACAUGAAAAAAUCAGAUGCCCUCUCAGUGAUGACUUUGGACAAGAAAUCUGUCUUUCUCUUCUGGGCAAACGAGAAGCAGUCCAUCUUGAAAAGCUUGGAGCCCAGCCCAAGAGUCCACCAUCUUUAUCUUCUACAUCCCACUUUCCCCACACUCCUCUUGGACCUGAGUAAUACAACAGGCACAGUGACAGCUUCUUCCAUUGGAAUCAAUGAUCUUCAAAAAGAUGCAUUUUAUAUCACCGUGACAACAAGCAUCACCUCUGAACACCAGCCGGGCUUUCUGUCAGUCAGCAAACUCCGCCUGAGAUGGGCCUUGAUGAGUCAGAGCCAAGAAGUGCCCCUCAAGGAAACAGAUCCCAAAAUCAGCCGUGGGGAAUUGAGGCGCUUUCUUUCUAGGAUCAAAUUCACUGAUUUUGCUCACAAGUUCUAGCCAUGGAACUCCUCAGGUUUUUGGAGCAAUGGGACAAAAAUGUGGUUCUCGAUAUCAGCAAGACAACCUGCUCAGGCAGGCUUCCUGACGCAUUCAGUCAGUGAAUAGUGUGGACUGAAAAUGCAGCUACCAAUAGCUGAGUAAUGCUGGAGUGGCUGUACCAGUACUCCUCAGGCAUAUUGACUUGGAAGGAAUGCAGCUUGACCCUUUUGUUGCUACUCCCUGCCUGUGUGAUUCCUUCCAGGUAGGCUGAAGAUGUAAAUCAAUGCAGAGAUAAUGACAUGUGUAUAUGUAUAUAUAUUGUAUUUUUAAGUUAUGAAAUUAUUCAGGAAGCUCCUAUUUGUAUCUUAGAACAUUUCUGUGCAUUUUGCAUCUCUUCCUAUUGUACUCUUACCUUUUGGGUUCCUUCAUCUCUUUGACUUUCUUUGUUUUAGGGUCACCAUUGUGUUCCAUUCAGUUCUCCCCCACCCAUUUCCCCCCAAUGUUUGAUCAAGGCCAAAUGGGAUUAUGCAGUAUGUUGUAACACAGAAUGUGUUGCAUAUGCUCUCCAUCUAGAUGGAUUUGAUACUCUUGCAUUCCCUCAAAUCUGCUCCCUCCUGAUUAUGCUGGAACCAGAUGCCCAGUGGUUUGCUAUACUUUUGAACAGUCAACAUAUAACAAAACAUUCAUUGCAAUGCUUUUGUGUAUUGCUAGUGUGUGUCUGAAAAAUGCCUUGCCAUAUUUUGGUGCAACACAACUGGGGGUAGUGCUGACUUUGCAAGAAGACCUCUGUUAUUAUCACAAAGAUGCAUAACUAGCAUCUAAUUCUGCCUCUGGCAAAAGGAAGUAAUAGAUGGAAAUCGGAGUACUGGGGCAUUUAUUCUGGGAAUGAUUUCUAAUUGCAGUUCUCAGCUGGACUAUACAGGGCCAUCUUCUCCAAACUGGUGGCUCCCAGGUAUGUUGAUUAGAACUCCUACCCUUCUGAGCCAGAAUAAGCCAUUUUCUUAGAUACAACAGAGAUUUUGUGGUUUUUGCAUUCUACACCUGUCAAAUGAAUUCAGACACUUUUUUUUUUUACUUUACUGUGUUGACUGAAUUGUGUCCAUUCAUUCUCUAAGGAUAUGGAGCACAUCUCAUUUCCAGAUUUUAGCACAGUUCCAGGCUGUGUUAGAGACAGCACAAUGAUUGACUGAAAGAGGCAGCAAACCAGAAAGAAAAGUGUUGCCCUUCUUCUGUCACAGCACCCUGCAGCUCUCACCUCCUCACCAUUUCCCUCUUGCCACUGUCACUGUUCUUCAACCUAUUGCCUUCUUCUGAGGGAUCUUUGCUCAGAAAGGGGUAUUGUAGGAGGAGUGGCUUCUGUAUCACAGGUAAAAUCCAUGGCCAUCUGUCCAGUGCUGUUCUCUGAGGAAAGGCCUCUCAAAGCAAGGCAUCUGGGAGCUGUGGGCCUAAGUAAACAAAUGCACCAGAUUUUUGCCUGCUGUGGUAUUUGCAGUAGUGGGGAAGUAGCCAGCUCAUCUCUUCAGAGUGAGGUAUUUGCGGGUCCUCUAGAAGGAUGAAUACGCAGCCAUAGCAGCUAUUCCAGAGGGUUGUGCUGGCCAUAUCCUAGCUGCAGCUUUUGCCACAAAUGAACAGUAGUUACUGAGAUUUUGAGUGGGAGUAGGCAAUCUUUUUGGCGGGUGUGGGAUUUGAUACCUUUCCCAAUAUGCAGUUUCAGAUGUGAGGUUCAUCGCAUCUCAUGGGAGAACCAUGUCCCAUUUGUUUUAUGUGAAAUAAGGUCAGUUGUGGUACUGGGGAAAACUCAGCUCCUCACCAUUGCAAAUUUUUCAUUUCUUAAAGUAGUUCUUCCCAACUUGUACUUAAAGCCAUACUGCCAUGUCAUUGAAACUGGAACCCAUCAGCACACCUCAAGGUAGUUAGUUUCAUAGUAUCACUGUGUGCUCUGUUGAAGUCCUCCUUUUGUUUGUGCUUAGUUUCUCACCAUUGGAUGACCCUAGGUACUAUAACAGUGGGAUUAAAACUUCUGUCCAUGUAUAACUUUAUAUGCUCCUAUCAUGUCUCCUAGCUUUUUUUUUUUAUAAAGUCCCAAAAGUAACCCUUUCUUAUAGGCUCUGAUUCUUUCAUCAUUUUGAUUGCUUUCCUCCUUGUACUUUCUGCAGCUUUCUGGUACCCUUUGAAGGUAUGGUUGCAGCACAGAUUUAUAUAAAAACAUUCCAACCUUGGAAGUGUAUUUAUGCUCCCUUUCCUAAGCCUCCCUAAUAUGGAGUUUCAACUUUUCCAUGCCUGCUACAUUCUGGGUCCACUUCCCCAUUGGUAUACAAACCUAAGAUCCCAUUUUGUAUCUUAGACCCCAUCGUAGGUGCAGUUAGGACUUUUUGUCUCCCUGCAUAUCACUUUGCACUUCCUCACAUUAUAAUUUGUACAUACAUUAUGCUUUAUAUUGUCAAGUUUACAUUGAGGUACGUUUGCCAAUUUAAUGCUGACAUGCAUAUUUGCGCGAAAUCCUGUGGGAGUUCAUUGUAAGCUUUUUCAUUGAUGUUGCCUACAAACUUGGUUGUCAUACUGCUCAUCCCUAAUUAUAGAACAUUUAUGAAUAAAUCUAUUUUCAGUGCCAAAUCCUUAGGUUAUUCCACUUUUCAUAAGUCUCCACUAUGAAGACUGUUUAUUAAUUCCUUUCCAUUUACUCCGAUGGGAUCAGGGCCAUGUUAAGGGGAAUGUUAGUCUUUUGAAAUAUUUAUCUCCAUAAAUUUUUUUCCCUUGUAAAUAUCAUUUCAUCAUACACUGAUCCUCUAACCAGUCCUCAAAUCAGGACCACCCCAGUUUUAUUCUUGGACCUUUGGAGAGUUCGUAUAGCUGAGAGAGAAGCUUGGGUAAAUAGCUCUAUAAAAUACUAGCAAAACAAACAGCACUUGUCUUCCCCCAAUGUGUUCUAGACCUGGUCUGCAUUUAUAAAACAAUAAAAUAAAAUAGGUAAAGGAAUACUAAUUUGUUCAGGUUUCCGCAGAAGGGAAACACUCUGGUAUUACACAGCCCUAGAUGUGCGCAGAGUUUCUUCCUUUAACUGAUAUACUUGGCUUACAUUGUUUGGUGACAGUGAGCCCUCCAUAAUGUGAAUCCUUUCCCCACAUCCUGUAUGCACUUUAAAUUAAGAGCUUGUCUGUAUAUUGUUUGAAUUAAGAGCUUGUCUGUAUAUUGUUUGAAUGUGAACCAUAAUGGUGCAAAUAAAUAUCAUGUAUAUAGCAUA
Sceloporus undulatus (fence lizard) is the source of this 5280-nucleotide messenger RNA. RefSeq names its product family with sequence similarity 234 member B (gene FAM234B). Bases 48 to 2057 code for a protein of 669 amino acids. Gene Ontology annotation, molecular function: protein binding. The record is from RefSeq and is a predicted model, not a curated record. NCBI's taxonomy places the organism in Eukaryota, Metazoa, Chordata, Lepidosauria, Squamata, Phrynosomatidae. The transcript is spliced from 14 exons.